Messenger RNA from Mercenaria mercenaria, 3790 nucleotides. Its product is annotated as 3-hydroxyisobutyryl-CoA hydrolase, mitochondrial-like. NCBI's taxonomy places the organism in Eukaryota, Metazoa, Mollusca, Bivalvia, Venerida, Veneridae. Gene Ontology annotation, cellular component: mitochondrion. Gene Ontology annotation, biological process: L-valine catabolic process. The transcript has 12 exons. The record is from RefSeq and is a predicted model, not a curated record. Gene Ontology annotation, molecular function: 3-hydroxyisobutyryl-CoA hydrolase activity. Bases 164 to 1309 code for a protein of 381 amino acids.
CAAAAAACUUAGCUGCUUCCGCCAUUUGUAAAUAAAUAUGCUUUAUUGGUUUUCCUUAUAGAAGAUCUACUUCCGGUGUAAUACCCUUGGCUUUGGAAAAAUUGACUGAACAAGAUAACACGCUGAAAUAGGUCAAGAAGCAGAGAGUAAGCCAGAUAAAGAGAUGUUGUUUAGACCAUUAAGAAGAUUGGGUGUUGUCUUUAAACAUGUGAGAAUGGCAUCACCAUAUACCACAUCAUCAAGCAUGGAUGAUGAAGUGUUACUACAGAAUAUUGACACAAAAGGAAUUAUAACCCUGAAUAGACCAAAAGCUCUCAAUGCCCUUAAUCUCAACAUGAUCAGAAAAAUUAUGCCACAAAUGACAGCAUGGGAAAAUGAUCCACAUAUGACUAUGGUGAUUAUGAAGGGUACCGGAGAGAAAGCAUUUUGUGCUGGUGGAGACAUUGUAGCUGUCACAGAAUCAGGGAAACUUGGAGGUCAGCUGGCAAAAGACUUCUUCAAAGAGGAAUAUAUUCUCAAUAAUAAAAUAGGUACAUAUGAAAUUCCAUAUAUCGCAUUUAUUGAUGGCAUUACCAUGGGUGGAGGUGUUGGUCUGUCAGUUCAUGGUACAUACAGAGUGGCUACAGAGAGAACAGUAUUUGCUAUGCCAGAAACUGCCAUUGGGUUGUUCCCGGAUGUUGGCGGAGGCUAUUUCAUGUCAAGAUUAGGGGGUAGGUUAGGGGUUUACCUUGCUCUCACAGGAUUCAGGUUGAAAGGACGAGAUGUUCAUAAAGCUGGAAUUGCUACACACUUCGUACAGGCAGAUAAGAUGCAUGCUUUGGAAGAAUCCUUGCUCAAACUACAUGACCCAGAACCUUUAGAUGUUGCUCAUGUACUGGACAAAUUUCAACAUGAGAGUACAGAUAUAGCAGAUAAUGAUUUUGUGUUAAGAGAUCAUAUGGAAGAGAUAAAUAGACUAUUUGAAGGAGAGACGGUGGAGGAAAUUAUGCAAAAUUUGGAAAAAGACAAUUCGCCAUGGGCAACAACACAGCUUAAUACACUAAAGAAAAUGUCUCCAGUUUCUAUGAAGAUAACAUUAAGAUUGUUGAAUGAAGGAAGCUCGCGAACACUACAGGAAGAUCUGGAGACAGAAUAUAGACUAAGUCAGAGAUGUAUAGAAGAUAAAGACUUCUACGAAGGGGUUAGGGCAGUAUUAAAAGAUAAAGAUCAGAAUCCUAAAUGGAAUCCAGCCACUCUUGAAGGUGUUACCAAGGAGCAUGUAGACUGGUACUUCUCUCCACUUCCUCCAGAUAGAGAACUUGAACUUUGAAAUGGUGACACAGUCCAGCAUUAAAUGACGUCUGCAUUAAAUUGUAAUGAAAAUAUGUUGAAAUAUAAAAAUAUUUACUAGUCAAGAGCUGAUAGUUUAUCAAACUUUACAAUUUAACAGCUUAAUUCAUUUGUCUCAGGUCAUUCCUGUGUCAACAACGGGUAAACAAAUCUUCUUAUGCAACACUCGAUAUUUUUCUAAUGUUUUUAAAAAUUAUUGAAACUACAUUUCAGAAAUUUACACACCUUUGGAAUAAUUAUGAAUAAUGAAUACUAUGCCAUUUUUUUUAUCAAAAUCUAAUAAUGCCAUAAUAUGGUAGCCUUCUCCUGUUUUAAACAGGCUCAACAUUCACAUGAAUGGAUCAAAUGCUUAAAGAAACGAAUGUGAGUGUUUAGAAAGAAAAUCAAAAUUAAACAAAAGUACUUAAAUUCCCAGCAAUAUCAAAGAUGAAAGUAUGUCUGAUAUUUGAUCGUAUGAUUAUGAAAAGUCAAUUUCUCUAUGUUUCUUUGCUUAAAAGGAAAUGAGUGUGUUUAAUGAAAUUGACCUUUAGCCUGCUUGCAGCACUGUUCGCUAUUCAGUCAGUAAAUUUUCAGUUGACACCCCUUUGAAUAUAAGUGGUACUGCCCAAAUUAAGUAAUGAACCAGUCCAUUUUAGAAAUUUAGCAGGGUAAAGAUUACUGUAGUAAAAUACAGGUAAAAUUUCAAGUGUUGCAUUAGAGGACUUAUUACAGACAGUAUUGCAAUGAUGCAAACAUAUUUUUGGAGAUAAGUGCUUUUAUUUUAUUUUGUAUUGUAUAUAUAAAAAUAUUUGGUACCAAAGACAAAUUGAGCACAUUUGUAUUAAUAUAUGUUUAAUCAUGAAAAUGAAUAUAAAGUUCACAUAUUGUCACACCAGUAAUACUUGUAAAUCCAAAAGCUUUCUACAUUGUAUGUAUUUAAUAAAUACUAUUUAUGGUAAAUCAGUGUAUACAGCUAAGAAAUGAAUCACAGUCUGUAGUUUUGUGUUCGAGCAUGAAACAUUAGACUGGCUAAUAUUUCUCUUCAUUAACAGGGGAAGUCACUCCAGCUGGUUGUUUCUGUAUUGACAUUAUUAUUGCCCCUGACUCCAAAGGUAGCCACCAGAUAAAAUGUGCUAUUUCAGAGGCUUAAAAUUUACUUUAGAAUGUUUGCAGUAUUUAAAAAAAAAAUAACCUGGAGCCAGGCUAAUGAAACAAAUAAGGCAUAGUUUUUCAUUCAAGUAUGACGUUUCGAGUUUGUUGUGUCUUUAGAGCCCAACUCCAGACUAUACUCGUAUAUACGAUAUAACCAUGGUGUUUCAAACCCAGAUGACCGUCACUUAAACUGCAAUUUAUAUCUUUCAUUUACAAUUCUGUUUUCUGCGUUAUUAACAUUGUUUUGACAGACAUAGUUAUACUUUAUUUUAAAUUAAAGCUCCCUAAAACAAAAAAACUGGCCACAAAUGGUAGAUAUUGGAACAGCCUUUGUUCCAACAUUGUGUAAAAAUAUAUGCUUUUAAAGAUGGUAUUUGGUAAUAUGCACAUAUGACAUUGUGAUGUAUGUAAAAAGUGCAGGCAGUUGAGUGGGAAUGAUGUGCAUUAGGUAUAAGUGUUCUACAUAGUAAUUGAAAUAGUAAAUUUGAGAUAUGAAUUGUGUAUCAUCGAUGUAAAUUUACAUGUAUGAAAGAUAUGUUUUUCUUUCUACUAGCGUCCGCUGACGUGCAGUAACAUCAAUUAGUAUUUCCAUACAUAUAUAUUUGUCCAGUGUACAAAUUGUUAUUAAAUGUUUUGACAAAGAAAGAUAAGUUUGUGUAGCAAAAGCUUUUGUGCUUAGUUGUAUAUUGAGUUAUAACAGUUUUCUGUUCAGCCCUUGAUAUACGUGCAAACAGAUUUUCAUUUGAAAGGUCAAGGUCAUAUUGACAUCAAGAGUGAAACUAAAGGGAAAGCUUCUGAACAUACGACUGUUAAACUUCUUAAGAUGAUUGACUAUGCGAGUAGUUGUUUUGUUGGUCAAUGGUCAAGGUCACAUUGGCAUUGUAAUUGGAAAGGGGUUCAACGGCCUUCAUUUGUCAAACUGUAUCAGAUGAACUUACUGUAAGUUCUAAAAUAUAUACUAUGGUGUAUCAUUGUAUACUUUAGAAUAAAAGUUACAUAAGUUUUGUCAUCAUGAGUGAAUCAUUUUUUUUUAAUGCUUUCAUGUAUAUAUUAUUUGCAACAUGAAUCAGUGAUAAUGAAUUACGAGUAAAGAUUAAAAGUCUUCAUAUGUAUUAAAAAGUUUUCAGUUUUGGUUUGCACUUGUUUUGAUUUUUCUGGAUGAAAGGUCACAUUUUGUGAGUAUGUGGGGUAUUCGUGUUUUCAACCAGUAUGUGAUAGAAUGUCUUUAAUAUAAGUGAUCUGAUACAUUGUCAGCAAUUCAGUCAAUAUAUUUAUGUCACAAUAUUUUUUUGAAUUGUGGGAUGUUUGAAUAAACAGUUGCUACUUUUCA